AUGUCAAAAGUAUCUCCGAUCACAGAGCUAGAGGAGCUACCUAUGGAAUCACUGCUUGCUGACCCCAAAUCAGCUGAGCAAGAAAGUACCAGUGAACCACAAAAAUCGUUUGAUGAAAUUUUCGCCGAGCUCAACGCAGAGUACUUAAAGAAUGAGCUUGAGAAGAAGGAAGAACCUCCGGCAAACCUUGCAGAAAAAGAUGAAAAUGAGAUUCUGGCAGGACUCAAAGAUGAUAAGGACGAGUUCGAACAGGUUCAGUCUACUUUGAGCAAGAUGCCGAAGCUGCAGAGUGAAUUUCGAUUAGAUGCAGAUAUGAAAACACUGAUUAAGAACUACGAACUAAAGGAGACAAAAGCCAAGAUUCUUAAGAUCAGUGAUCCUAUAGUUACACAAUUGUCUAGAAGGAAAAAGAAAGAAAAAGAGCAUGCUGGGGACAAAUGGUUCAAUAUGCCUAAAGGUGAACUGACACCACAAGUUAAGAGAGACCUUGAAAUCGUUAAGAAUAGGGCGGUGUUGGACCCCAAGAGACAUUAUAAGAAGGACAAUUGGAAGACCCCAGAAUUCUUUCAAUUUGGUACCAUUGUUGAAAGUAACACUGGAUAUUAUAACAAAUUGACCAAAAAACAGAGAGGAAAAACACUGAUAGAUGAGAUUCUGCAUGACGAUGACUCAACGAAGUAUUUCAAACGUAAGUACGAGCAAAUUCGACAAGACCAAGGUAAGAAGAAGAAGGUGAGGAAUUAA
This is a messenger RNA of Komagataella phaffii GS115, 744 nucleotides long. Its product is annotated as Essential nucleolar protein involved in the early steps of 35S rRNA processing. The transcript has a single exon. Gene Ontology annotation, cellular component: nucleolus. Gene Ontology annotation, biological process: RNA processing. Gene Ontology annotation, molecular function: RNA binding. The coding region runs from base 1 to 744 and encodes 247 amino acids. NCBI's taxonomy places the organism in Eukaryota, Fungi, Ascomycota, Pichiomycetes, Pichiales, Pichiaceae. The record is from RefSeq and is a predicted model, not a curated record.